This is a messenger RNA of Menidia menidia (Atlantic silverside), 5378 nucleotides long. The record is from the annotation of a GenBank genome assembly. NCBI's taxonomy places the organism in Eukaryota, Metazoa, Chordata, Actinopteri, Atheriniformes, Atherinopsidae.
UUAAAGGGGUGGUGGUUCACGGUGUGGCAGCAGAUAGGUUUAAUAGAGUCUGCGGGAGCAUAUCGUGGCUGCAUCCCUGCGCCUGCCUGCCUUUUUACCGCGUUGCCUGUGCGGCUUUCCGGGCUAUUUUCCAGACGGCCGUGCGUGUCCGCCGCCACAUCGCGCCCCGACAGAGAUGGGAGAGGCCGAGACGCGCCAGAAACUGCUGCGCAAUGUGAAGAAGGAGGUGAAACAAAUUAUGGAGGAAGCAGUAACGAGGAAAUUUGUGCAUGCAGACAGCAGCCACGUUAUAUCCUUCUGUGCUGUUGUAGAAGCCUGUGUGCUGCAUGGGCUGAAGCGUCGUAUUGCAGGUCUGCUGUGCAGUAAUAAGGUCGCCGCACUCUUUAUGAAGGUGGGGAAGAGCUACUCCCCUGCUGAGGAGCUCUGCCGUAAGGUCCAUGAGCUGGAGCAGCUUAUCGAGAACAGCAAGCAGAACAAUUCCUCACUGAAUAAUGACCGCAAUCGGCAGUCUAAGUUACCCCAUCUCCCUCCUCAAGCCCUGAAGAACCUGUGGAUUCGAACAGCUCUGAUGGAAAAGCUGCUGGACAAGAUUGUCCUGUAUUUGGUGGAAAACAGCAGUUCUUUUUAUGAUAAAGAAGCCAUGCUGAUGGAUCCUGUGGAUGGACCAAUUCUCGCAUCUCUAUUGGUCGGCCCUUGUGCUUUGGAGUACACCAAAGUUAAGACUGCAGAUCAUUUCUGGACGGAUCCGUCUGCCGAUGAGCUUGUGCAGCGCCAUCGAAUCCACAGCAGCCACUGUCGACAGGACUCCCCCUCCAGGAGACCUGCCUUGAUCCAAAAGAGACAGUCCAGUGGGAGCAUGGAUGAUCGCCCUCUUAUGUGGGUGAGGGAUUAUGUUGAAUCAUUGCACCAAAACUCUAGAACCACACUUCUAUUUGGAAAGAACAACGUCUUGGUGCAGCCGAGAGAUGACAUGGAGGCCAUUCCAGGCUACCUUUCUCUUCACCAGACUGCAGAUGUCAUGACACUGAAGUGGACUCCAAACCAGCUCAUGAAUGGCAACGUUGGAGAGCUUGAUUCUGAAAAGAGUGUUUACUGGGAUUUCGCCAUGACAAUUCGCUUGGAAGAGAUUGUGUAUCUUCACUGUCAUCAGCAAGUAAACAGUGGUGGAACGGUAGUUUUGGUGAGCCAGGACGGGAUCCAGAGGCCACCCCUACAUUUUCCCAAAGGAGGUCACCUGCUCCAGUUCCUCACCUGCCUGGAGACUGGCCUGCUGCCUCAUGGCCAGCUGGACCCACCACUCUGGAAUCAGAGAGGAAAGGGAAAGGUUUUCCCCAAACUGCGCAAGAGGAGUCCACAUGGCUCAUGUGAUUCUGUAUCAGAUAAGGAAGAUGAUGAGGCAACUGAUUAUGUGUUUCGGAUCCUCUUUCCGGGCAGUCACACAGAGUUCAUGGCUCUGGAUAUGAUGGACCAGGGUGUUAAUAUGUGGCAGCCAACGCCACGAAAGUCCUCCUGUUCUUCCUGCUCACAGAAUGGGUCCUCUGAUGGCUCUCUGCCUAAUGGCUGCAAUCAGGAAAGGGCUCCCUUGAAGCUCCUUUGUGACACAAUGAAAUACCAGAUAAUCUCUCGGGCAUUUUAUGGAUGGCUUGCGUACUGUCGCCAUCUGUCAACAGUUCGCACACACCUCUCUGCAUUGGUCAACACCACCAUAGUUGACCCUCAGGUACCCUGUGAUGCUCGAGGAGGCCUUUCUGUGGAGGUCUGGGGAAAUUUCCUCAAGGACAGCUCUGCCUACGAAGAAAAGGAAAUACACCGGCUUGUAUAUUUUGGUGGUGUGGCCCCUUCACUUCGAAAAGAGGUCUGGCCUUUCCUUUUGGGACAUUACCAGUUCACCAUGACUGAGAAAUGCAGACUGGAGAUUGAUGAACAGAUGCGAACCAUGUACGAGCAGACGAUGAAAGAGUGGCGGGGUUGUGAAGUUAUUGUCCGCCAAAGGGAGAGGGAGAAACACGCGGAGGCCCUCGCGCGAUGUUCAUCCGGGGCCAGUGUGGAACGAGGGCCCGUCCAGCGGGACUCCACCAUCAGCACAGAUUCGUCUCUGAGUAGCAGCUCAGACCAGCAGAACACCAACUCACAGAGUGAUUCCAGCAGCAGUGCACAGGUCUUUGAAUCAGUUGAAGCUGACUCCAGGCCUGAGGAGAAAGAAACACAGCAAAGCAGCCCAGUGAAGACCACAGAUGGUCCACAACUUUCCUCAUGUAACUCCUCUUCUCCAGGUGUGUCAAAUGAGAAUCCAGGUUCAGACAACAACCCUCCUGUAACCGACUCAAUGGUUGCACAUUCAACUUCUCAACAGACAGCUGAAAUGCCCAAAAUCAUCAGCAAUGAAACUACAGCAGGAGAAAAAGAUCUGCUCACAUUGGAUGAGUCACACGGAAAGGAUGCAGGGCAUGAGAUGGAUAGUAAAAUAGAAAGUAAGGUAGAGUUGGAGGCUAGAAUUGGCAAGUCCAAAGAGCCAUCUGAAGAAGAAGAUAAAGACCUAACAACUGAUGGAGUUUUAAAAUCAGUAGAUACAAACAUGAAUUUGAAAUCUGUUCCUGGGAAUACUAAUAUUCUGGAGCUGGUUACAGAGAUUCAUAACGAAUAUUUCCAAGCACCUCCACUUGGGCAAACUUUGACCAUUCAGACGAACAAGAGCAAAGAUCUAGAGGGGGAAACCUCUCGCCCACUUACAGCACAAGAAGAAACCAAAGCACCAAGUGAGAAAAAGCCUGAGGUCUUCAAAAGUCCUGAAAUUACUGAAACAUCCACCAGUAACUCUGAAACCAAAAAGGCUACAGAGAUACAUCUUGAGAAACCCGGUUCGAAUUCUCCAGUCAGACAAGUAUUAAAUGCUCUUCAGUCAGCAUCCAGGGGGAGUCUGACAUUAUCAUCACACUCCCGGCAGUCUAUAGACACUGCCGAUUCUGAUGACUCACCCUCUGCCUUGGAAAUGGAGGAUAUCCCUGCAGGGAUAACAUGCGUGAACUCAGAGGAUAUUAAGGCCAGGCCUUUGGUGGGCCUUGCCGCACCUCCUGUCUCACUGGCACAAAGACAGAAAAUGGCAGCAGAAGACCUCCCCGAACACCAUCUGGACACGGCUUCUAACACCAGCCCUGAGGCCACUGACCUGGGCCUUUCUGAGGAGGAGCCUGAGAUGGACAAUGCACUCACUGAACCAGUCUCUGCAGAAACGGGAGACGUCAUUAGAUAUGAAGAGUCCUCAGAGGAGCAAACCUAUUCUCAAGAAACGCUGGACAUGUACCUGAUCAACCUGCAUCGCAUUGACAAAGAUGUCAGACGCUGCGACAGGACAUACUGGUACUUCACUCCUGAGAAUCUGGAGAAGCUGCGUAACAUCAUGUGCAGUUAUGUGUGGCAGCAUCUGGAUAUAGGGUAUGUGCAGGGCAUGUGUGAUCUUCUGGCUCCUCUUCUGGUUAUUCUUGAUGAUGAGGUAAUGGCCUUCAGCUGUUUCACUGAAUUGAUGAAGAGGAUGAACCAGAAUUUUCCACAUGGUGGUGCCAUGGACUCUCACUUUGCCAACAUGCGUUCACUUAUACAGAUCCUGGACUCUGAGCUGUUUGAACUGAUGCAGCAGAAUGGAGACUACACCCACUUCUAUUUCUGUUAUCGCUGGUUUCUUCUUGACUUCAAAAGAGAGAUGGUGUACGACGAUGUGUUCUCUGUGUGGGAAACCAUCUGGUCAGCCCAAAACACGUCCUCUGAACACUUUGUGCUCUUCAUUGCUCUGGCCCUUGUAGAGAUGUAUAAGGACAUCAUCUUGGAAAAUAACAUGGAUUUUACAGACAUCAUCAAGUUUUUCAAUGAAAUGGCAGAGCGUCAUGACGUCCCGCAGGUCUUGAUGAUGGCUCGAGACUUGGUCCACAAAGUGCAGACUCUCAUAGAAAACAAAUGAUGCUGGACUCUUCACCCCCACUGUCCCAUGAUUCUUUGUGCUAACGUGUUGCAGACAUACUGGCACUAACCCCUGAUAAGUCAAAUUUUUGAGAAAGGAGGGAUUGAUGUUAACGAAGUGUUGAGCAGAUAUAAAGUAAAAAUAGCUGCUCAUUUUACAAAAAACAGUUGUAAAACAACCCCCCCCCCCUUUUGCUCCUGUUUAUAUUCAGGCGAUUCAAGUAAUGCCUGUAAAGUGUUAUUGUUCACCCAGUGAAUGUACCCUUGUUGGAACUGCUUGGGGCUGUUUGUUUUUUUUCAUUUUGCCUUAAAUUAGCUGUUGUUUCAGGGAUACAACAACCAAAUUCUUCACUCUAUUUAUAUGCUGUCACAAUCAUUUACUUAAGUUACACAUAAUGUGAUACAAGUGCACGUUCUUUUAAGAGCUGAAUUGAUAGCUGCCAUGAGUAAACAACAGCUGGCCACAGAGGUGGGUGCUACAGUAGGUGGUGUCUCAUUAGUUCUCACUUGCUUGCAUCUUUACAGACAUGUUGCCUACCUUUUUCUGGCCUUUCCAACAUUUGCUGGCCUGUAGGAUGUGCAGACCUGAACUCCGUGCAGCCCAGCAGGAAACAUAAUGUAGUUUGCAUAGACAGAAUCAUCUCUUUCGGCGGUACCAGACAAAGUCCUCCCACCGUGUGCUCCUUCUGUAGCUGACCACCUCUAUGCACUGAUUGACGUGUGACUACACCUGAUGACGUUCGUCUUUUGACUCCAGCUUUCAUGUCCCUGCAGAAUCGUAGUUGCUCUAACAUCACUCUUCCAGACAAAGGGUUUCCCGUCUAUGGUCUGUACUCCAGUGCAGCAAUAAUGUUCAAAUGGUAAAGGAUUACAUUUGUUUUGAGUUGUACAUCACUGUACUGAACUCUUUUUAGCUGUAGGUGGUAGAAAAUUACUUUUGGUGAGAAAGACAGCUUGGAGAUGUCUCAAACAUUUUACUAGUAAAUUAACAGUGCUCAAACAUUGCCGGAAAUCAACAAAGCAAUGCUGAUCAGGGUUUCUUUUUUUGGGGGGUGCCACUUCUAGUUGCAAAAAUUCACUGUGGUAUAAGAUAUAGUGUUUUAAUAUCACUGCUGAUGUGUCUCCAUAUGGUCGCAAUCAUGCCCAAGUAUUACUAUUUGUGUAUUGCUGUUUGUUGUCAGAAGAUAAACUAUGUGUAUACAAUGUGUGGAAAUGAAGCAGAAUUGUUGUACAAAAAAUAAGCUGGUACAUAUUUAUUAAUUGCAAUACGAUGUCUGUAUAUGGACCUGGUCUGAUUAUAAUGAAAAGAUAAAAAGUAAACCAUUGGAAAUAAAUAUAUUUAUUUUUUUCUGUGUCUAUUCAAAUGGUCCCCAAGUAAAUUUAAUUCAUGGUGUAUUAAAAAUCUUAUAUUUUGCAAUCUGUGUGCC